Helianthus annuus (common sunflower) is the source of this 1508-nucleotide messenger RNA. RefSeq names its product cis-3-alkyl-4-alkyloxetan-2-one decarboxylase. The record is from RefSeq and is a predicted model, not a curated record. Gene Ontology annotation, molecular function: epoxide hydrolase activity. The coding region runs from base 117 to 1295 and encodes 392 amino acids. The transcript is spliced from 13 exons. Lineage: Eukaryota; Viridiplantae; Streptophyta; Magnoliopsida; Asterales; Asteraceae.
GAAGAAUAACGAAUAACAACCAAAGAUCACUUAUCUUCAUUUAACCAUUCAAAAACGAACACAACGGCCAAUUUCCACUCCACUCCUCUCCACUCGCGCCAAAUCCCACCCCCAAAAUGUCCUCCGUCCUCCUCCACUCCCUCACCCCAUUGCCGCCGUAUCGCCGCCGCAGCACCGCCCUCAGAUCCACUCAUCACGUUCUCCAACAAACAAGCAAGAGAUCGAUCGCAUUCACCUGCAAAUCCCUCACUGAUGAUGGCGAUGACGGUUAUUUGUUGGACGCACCUGUUUCUGCUGGAGAUGGCUUCUCGUUUAGUGGAGGAAAGUAUUCGGAUGGACCGAAUCCGGCUGAUGAAUGGUUUAAGCAAGGAAGAUAUAUGAAAGCACAUCCUGUUUAUGGCACUGGUGAAAAGGCCAAGGAUCCAAUUUUUGGUCUUGCAAUGGGUGGUAGUUCUCAAGCCUCAACGGAUGUCUUCAGAUGGUUUUGUGUAGAAAGUGGAAACGUUGAUAAACCUUCAGUUUUAUUGAUUCACGGAUUCCCUUCACAGGCUUAUUCGUACCGCAAGGUACUUCCACUGCUAUCCAAGGACUAUCAUGCUAUUGCUUUUGAUUGGUUAGGUUUUGGAUAUUCGGACAAGCCUCAACCCAAAUAUGGGUUCGAUUACACCUUAGAUGAAUUUGUGUCGGCUUUGGAAUCUGUUAUUGACGAGCUUGGUGUCAAUAAGGUUUCCCUGGUUGUUCAGGGGUAUUUUGCGCCCAUUGUUGUUAAAUACGCAAGCAAUCAUCAGGAGAAGUUGAAUGAUCUCAUACUGAUUAAUCCUCCUCUAACAGCCAAGCAUGCGAACCUGCCUUCAACGUUGUCCAUAUUCAGCAACUUUUUGUUGGGUGAAAUAUUCUCACAGGAUCCUCUUAGGGCAAGUGAUAAGGCGUUGACAAGCUGUGGGCCUUACAAAAUGAAAGAAGACGAUGCUAUGGUGUAUAGGAGACCAUAUCUUACCUCUGGUUCCUCUGGCUUUGCUCUAAAUGCAAUUAGUCGUUCAAUGAAAAAGGAACUUAAGAAAUAUGUUGAAGAAAUGAGAAAGAUUCUGAUGGACGAUGAUUGGAAAGUUAAAACUUCAAUAUGUUGGGGACAAAGAGACCGCUGGCUAGACUUUGACGGAGUUGAAGAUUUCUGCAAGGCUGCAAAACAUCGACUAGUCGAACUUCCAAUGGCAGGGCAUCAUGUACAAGAGGACUCUGGUGAAGAACUUGGAAGCAUUCUCGCUGGACUCAUUAGCAGAAAGGUCCGAAUUUGAUAUCUUGGUCUCAUUCUUUAUCCAAGUUACCUUUUUUCAUGUGAGGAUGAUUAAAAAGAAAUGGUAUAUAUGUGAUUAUUUCUUGUUAUCUGUAAAAUACAUAUGAAUUUGAAAAGAUGUAUAUUUGUUAAAUUAUUGUAUCUUUAAAAAUAAUGGAAACAAAGGGAUUUUGUGUGAUAAUAAGUUUGUGUUACUGAUGGUUGUAUGGAUCAA